Messenger RNA from Emiliania huxleyi CCMP1516, 426 nucleotides. RefSeq lists its product as hypothetical. The transcript is spliced from 4 exons. The record is from RefSeq and is a predicted model, not a curated record. Lineage: Eukaryota; Haptophyta; Isochrysidales; Noelaerhabdaceae. The coding region runs from base 1 to 426 and encodes 141 amino acids.
AUGCCCAAGUCGCAGAAGGCCAGGAAGCAGGCCCGCUUCAACCCGCUCGCAGCCGCCCGUCGCGCCGCCGAGGGCCAGGAGGAGCCCGGCACGUCGGCAGCGGCCGCCGAGGAGGCGCCAAAGCUCAGCGCGCACCAGCUCCGUCACAUCGAGCGAAAGCGGCUGCAGGCCGAGACGGCGGCGCUGCGCAGCUCCAAGCUCAAGGUGAGCAAGGCGGACAAGGUGCGGCAGCAGGCAAAGACGCUGCGGAGAGCGCCAAAGGGCGGCGGCGGUGGAGGCGGAGGGGCGGGCGAGGCGGUGGAGGCCGUCGGGGAGGGCGCCGCCGACGACGCCUCCAUGAUCGACGCGCCGCUGGAAGCGGACGAGCCGUUGCGGGGCUUCAGGUGUCGGGGAAACUGUGCGACCGGGGUCGCGCCGAUCGACUGA